This is a messenger RNA of Melanotaenia boesemani (Boeseman's rainbowfish), 2330 nucleotides long. Its product is annotated as mitochondrial glutamate carrier 1-like. The record is from RefSeq and is a predicted model, not a curated record. The transcript has 9 exons. Gene Ontology annotation, biological process: malate-aspartate shuttle; aspartate transmembrane transport; L-glutamate transmembrane transport. Gene Ontology annotation, molecular function: L-aspartate transmembrane transporter activity; L-glutamate transmembrane transporter activity. NCBI's taxonomy places the organism in Eukaryota, Metazoa, Chordata, Actinopteri, Atheriniformes, Melanotaeniidae. Bases 79 to 1083 code for a protein of 334 amino acids.
UUGGGGGCUCCCAGCCUGCUCUCCCUCUGCAGCCUCGUCCAUCGUGCUGAACAACUUUUGCAACAACAAUCAAGAACCAUGGUCCAGCAACAGCCGAUUAGUCUGCCCGCCAAACUUAUCAAUGGAGGGAUUGCAGGCAUGGUAGGAGUCACCUGUGUCUUCCCCAUCGACCUGGCCAAGACGCGCCUGCAGAACCAGCGCAGUGGGCAGCAACUGUACAAGAACAUGAUGGAUUGCCUUGUUAAGACAGUGAAAUCUGAAGGCUACUUUGGCAUGUACAGAGGUGCUGCAGUAAAUCUUACCCUGGUAACCCCAGAGAAGGCCAUAAAACUUGCUGCUAAUGACUUUUUUCGUCACCAAUUGAGCAAAGAUGGUGGUAAACUUACGGUUUUCAAAGAGAUGCUGGCGGGAUGUUGUGCAGGAAUGUGCCAGGUCAUUAUCACAACACCCAUGGAGAUGCUCAAGAUUCAGCUCCAGGAUGCAGGCAGGCUUGCGGCCCAGCAAAGGGUGAUGCCCAGUGUGGCAACAGCACUGAAGAUGGGCAGGGCCAGUGCUGUCCCCAGCCGUUCCUAUAACACCGUUCCUUCACCUCAAGUCAUGCGUAUGUCUGCCAUAGACAUCACCAAAGAGCUGCUGAGGACCAAAGGAAUCACAGGACUGUACAGGGGACUUGGGGCCACACUAAUGAGGGACAUCCCUUUCUCGGUUGUGUAUUUCCCUCUUUUCGCACAUCUGCACCAGCUUGGCCAACAUUCACCAGAAGACCCAUCUGUACCUUUCUAUUGGUCCUUCAUGUCUGGUUGCUUGGCUGGAUCUAUUGCUGCUGUGGCUGUCAGUCCUUGUGAUGUGGUAAAGACAAGGCUACAAUCUCUCAAAAAAGGAGCCAAUGAGGAAACUUACAAUGGAGUGAUGGACUGCGUCAGAAAGAUCCUGAGGAAAGAGGGGCCCGGGGCUUUCCUCAAGGGGGCCAGUUGCCGGGCUCUAGUUAUUGCCCCACUCUUUGGCAUUGCCCAGGUUGUGUACUUUGUAGGAGUUGGAGAGUUCCUGCUGGGGUACACCCCUUACAACAUCUAUUCUGCCUAAACAAGCUGUUUCUGCCAGCUCAUUAAAAUGCGACAGCUAUUGUGUAGCGAUGGGUCCAGCUCUCGAUUACUGUGCAAUCUCUUUAUUGUUAGAUGUUGAGGGUAAAAUGCUAAAGGGACCAGAAAGAACUGUUUUGUUCCAAAAUGGUUUCCAUAUAUGCCUUUAGCAAGACUGUCUCUUAUUAAAGAGACUCAUUUAAAAGCUUCCUUGUCUUUGGGUUUCAGUGGAACAGCAAAAGAAUUAAGGUGCUUCCCUCACUGAGACUUAACAGCCCAACACUGAUCACAAUUUAGCUCAUAACAAACCAAAGCUUUUCCCCAUUUCUUAAAAUUUGCUCCAACUGCUAAAUACAUCGCACACUACUCACCCUUCACUGUAACCUUAACCUGGAUAUCCCAUCAGUUGCCCUUGCUUGGCAACCACUAAGUAAUGGCUUUUGAACUAUUGUAAGAGACUGCCAAGUAUAGCCAAAUAUCAUAGCAGGAUAUCAAAACUUUACUUGAAUAACUUCUAACAUGUUUUAAAAGUUUACAAGUGAAACUGGGAUAUAAAUCUUGCUCCUGUGUAUAUAUUGUACAUUUGUUUCUAAAGUGGAUACAUGUUUUAAAUAAUGUCUGCCAAAAUGAUAAUUUCCACCAUCAUCUAAACAGCCAGACUAGGAAGAAAUGUGGAAAACAGAUUUUAAAGUCAUAUCAUAGAAGAAUGAAACAUUUGGACUAUCUGUUCACCAGGUUGCCUUAAAAUAAUACACUUAAAUACACUUUGCCCAGAUUUAGUCACAGCAGAUCAUUUAUAGAGUUAAAUUUUCAUUAGAAUUGUAGCUAUUAAUUUUUACAACUGCAAUGUGAAUCUCUGCACAACUCUGUUUGCUUAUUGCACAAGUUUGAAAUCUUUAGAUAAAUAUAAUCCCUCCAGUCAUGUGCAUAUUAUCCCAGAAAACUGCUUUUAUUGUCAGGGAAAUGUUUGAUUACAGCACAGUUAAAUGCUGGUGGACAUCACGUUUCAUGAUGGGCUUAUUAAGCUGGGACCAAGUUUUCUGGUGAAAAAGAGACAAAAAAAGGUGCAACAUGCAGCCCCGCUCUCUAAUUUAUUGUUGUUUGCCCUAUGAGGUUGUAUCUUAAUCACGAAGAGGCAGAAAUACAUUUGCCUUCUUUUUCUGUCUCAAUUAAAUUUCAUGGGUCAGAUGUAGAUGUUCAGAUUUGCCAAACUGUGCAAUUAGAUCAGAUUUACCCACCAAACAUGUCAAA